This is a messenger RNA of Cryptococcus wingfieldii CBS 7118, 5337 nucleotides long. RefSeq lists its product as hypothetical. The transcript is spliced from 7 exons. The record is from RefSeq and is a predicted model, not a curated record. Lineage: Eukaryota; Fungi; Basidiomycota; Tremellomycetes; Tremellales; Cryptococcaceae. Bases 1 to 5337 code for a protein of 1778 amino acids.
AUGACCUCUCCCCUCCGCCCAGCUCUGCGGCACAGGUCCCCAUCCCACAUCUCCUUCCUCCCAGACGACCCCGCGUUUCCUUCGCACUCGCACUCGCAAAGCGACACCUUGUCGCCAUUGAAAGGGCCGUCGGGAUGGAGAAACACCUCGCCUCAGAAGAAAUGGCAUGUAGUCAUCGAAUUUGGCGGAGAAUUCGUGGUCCGCGAGCAGAUGCGGAAAGAGUUUGACGACGACGGCGGUAGUGUGUUGGCGGUGCUGCAGGCCACUCCGCAUCAGCAACUUGUCCAUCUCCUCCCCCAGCUUCAUCUGCCCUCUCCCCUCGGGCUCUUCUUCACUCUGGUCAUUCCCUAUCCGAGCGCACGCAAAGCUCCCAAAGUUACCGAUAGCCUUUGGCCCACCCUCUUCUCCUCCCAUCUCAUCCCCGACCCCUCACCCCCUUUGGCCCACUCCAAUCCAUCUUAUGGCUGUUUGCCAAUAGCAGCAACACUCGAACUGAAAGUGGACAAAGACCUAGCGAGGUGGUGGAAUGGAUGGUUGAGGGAGGGCGAAGGUGGUUUUGGGGUGGGGAUGAACCUGGGUAUAAGCUCGAGGAUGGCAGAUGCGGAGAGAAAGAGGGUGGACAGUAUACGCAGUGUGAAGAGUAUGGAACCGGUCAUCGACAGUGAGGCCACCAAAAACGACCGGCAAGAAGACGCUUCUGUCUCUAUCGAGGUCGUCUCCCUACCUGCUACGCUUGCCCCCUGGCCAGCCAGCUUGUCUCAACAGCCACUCAAAGUGCAAAUAUGUGGCUUUGCACCCAGCCUCCGGCCUUCCCCUUCCCGGGAGAUUUCUGAGCCUGACCUUGCCCCUCUGGAGCCAUCGAAUCCUCCGCCUGCUGCUCGAGAAAUCCCAGUCCCUCUGGAGACCUUUGACCUUCCCACAUCUCCCAAAGAUAUUCCGGAGAGUCCGUACGACAAUGGAUACACCUCCUCUGUCCCCUACUCUCCCACGCUUUCCCCUCCUGCCCCCGAGGCGCUCGCUUCUCAGCGUUUUCUCCAAGACCUUCAAGGUAUGCUCGAAGGUGUUCAGAAGGAAAAGAAGAACCUCGAGGUCAAGGUUACCAGCGAUGUGCCGUGGGCAGACCUGGCCAGUGCGGCGUGGUCGGAAGCGACGAGCUGGGGUCCUCCAGACACUCCUUCCCCUGUUAUCUCUCCCCGUCCGCUCACUCCUCCCAUUGCGGCUUCUGCCGAACCCAUCAUCACUCGCGAGACUGAGAUUCACCCUCACGCCCCUCACCCCGAGGUCAUUGAAAUGGAGCGUGACAUCCAAGUUCAGCGACAUCUACCCAGCUCCAACGUGGCUCAUCAUGAGCCUAACUCGGAAGACUCCAAGGGAUACGGGCAUCAUCCAUCUUGGACGUUCCUCCCUCGUGGUCCGGUAGAAGCCAAGCCGUGGGAGCACAACUGGCCUUACUAUAGAAGCCAAGACGUCCCAGAGCCGGAGGGGUUGAAACAGUUUCCGCGAGAAGAGCACGCGCAUGUUCAAGAAGAAAUUAAAGUCGUCGUGACCCACGAGAAGGAGCAGGCUGUCGAAACCAGUCUUGCCGAUCUAGUCUCGCCCCAAGCGUCUGCUUUCGCCAAACAACAAGCUUUCGCAAGCCCCCAGGCGCCUCUUUCUCGCGACAUCGUAGCUGAAGGGCUGGACACGGCGAGCGAAUUCGAGUUUGACGCAGGCUAUUUUCCAAGCCAUAGUGGGGCAAACGGGGAAGAAGAGAGCGAUGACCUCGAAGGAUUCGAUAUCAUUACCCCUUUCCAGGAGCCGUCAUCUGUACUCGGAAAGAAGCCUGAGGAUCUCAACUUUGACAUGCCCAGUCGGCAGUUUGUUCGAGAAGACUACAUCCCCGACACGCCUUCCUCCCCUUUCGACAGUGACAGCUCGCAAGAAGAAUUCGAAUCCACCGAUCCGGGGGGUGCAUUGAUGGAUAUGAUGGCUCCACUCUCUCGGGUGUCGGCGGCUGUUCAGCCUGUCAUGCACGCCAGAGCCCCGUUGUUAGGAACGGCCCUCGAUGUUAUUGAAGAAGCCGAGGACAGCUCUGUAGAGUCGCCUCUGGUCCCGAGAGGUUCGGCGCUGCCCGAGGUGCGAAUCAUCCAGACGACGGUGGAGCACGCGCCUUCACAAGAGGAAGAUACGGAGACAUUCGAAGGGACGGUCGUGAGUAGUCAGAUGGAGACGUGGGAGACGGGCCUGGUUGGUGAAGUGGAAGUGCAUACUCUGAGUGGGCAAGAGGUGCCUAGAAUAGUGGAGAAUCGCUCAACCGAGGUGGAGCAGCGAGACUCAGAAUCAAGGAGUACAACUCCGGAGGAGCAACCCCUUCCGCCACCACCAUACGAGCCCAUGUUCAACCCUCUCCCUCGGCAGGCCAUAAUGGGGCCAUUCCCACAGAUCGCUCCCCGCCCUCCAUCCCACUUGUUUUCUCCCAACCUCAUCAACCAGAUGUCGCCCCGUAUGGCUUCUCCUUACUCUAGAUCCGGUGUAGGUUCUUUACCAGACCCGCAUGUGAGGUUAGACCCUCAAAGGUCUGACGAAGGCCGGCCGAUGUCCAGGGGUAUGACCGGGUUGGAUCCCAGGCAGAAUAUGCGCCCGACGCCACCUUCGUUCCACGCAGACUCGUCCGACUCGGAAGAGGAAAGACGGGUAGAAGUGUGGGAGCAACACGAAACUCCACAGACGAGGAGGAGCAUCUUCCGGCCACGUUUCAGUCGCUCUCAAUCCCACUUUGACACAUCCACCUCUUCUACUCCUGUCCAUGCCCCUCGGUCGUCCUCCAUCUCCAACCUUUCCUCGGUCAACAUUUACCGCUCUUCUGCCGCCUACGAAGGCGCAAGGGACAGCACCUUCUCUCUCGCAUCCGUCACUUCUACAUCAUCAAAGGCGCCGGCAAGGCCGCUGAAGAGGUUGAGUAAGAGUGUGUCGGGUUUUUCAGGGGCCCAAAGCGUGGAAGCGGAUGGGGCCUUAAACGGUCUACGCCCGGCGAUGAUGAGUUUGAGGGAUUCGAGCAUGUACGUUGAAGGUAAGGGUUACCCGUACCUUGAGAUCUACCACCCGCCUAGAGCUCGACUCGUUUCUGCGACAGUCUACAGCUCCGUCUAUCCUCGUCUCGAAAUAUACGCCCCAGCCAAGUCUGCCAUCAUUCUGACAGAAAGACAAGUCAAGCUGGUGGACUACAGCUAUCCGGCUAUAGUGAUCUAUCCUGCAGUGGACAGAGCCAGGUCGGCUCCGAGGACCAUCUCAGUCAGGCUGGUAGACUACCAGUACCCAGCUAUCGCCCUUUACCCCGUCGUCGCCCGUCCGGUGUCCAGAAUGGUGUGGCAUCCUGCAACAGCAGUGCGGAGCAUAAAGGUGAUGCUGGUCGACUUUAGUUAUCCCAACAUCAUUCUUUACCCUGCGGCUUGCUCUGUGAAGAGAGUAAUCAAACGAGAGGUCGAGACGAGAAAGACGUCCGUCAAGCUGGUCGAAUAUGCCUACCCCGAUAUCGUGCUCUACCCCGCUGUCAUAAGAGCUGUCAAGCCCGUCCCCAGAGUCCUCAUUUCGGCGCCACCCACCCAAUGGACGCCAAUGUCGAAGAGUAUUCGAGUUGAUCUGGUACCUAUCACAUACCCUGAUCUCGUCAUCUACCCCGCCAUGGCCCCAGUCUAUCGAGAAAUGGAUAUGGCUCACCUGGGAGCCUCUGUCAAAGUCAAGCGGGCCGACUACACCUACCCGCAUAUCGUGCUCUAUCCAGCCGUGGCUGGUAAGCGAAAUGUCAAGGCCCCGGUGAGAUCGACUUGCCAAGUCAAGCUGGUCGAUUAUAACUACCCAAACAUCGUCCUGUAUCCCGCCGCCGCCACCAGGGUCCGCGUCAGGAGAGAAGUGAGGAUGUCCAGUGUUCAGGUUGAGCUGGUACCAUUCUCAUACCCCAAUCUGAUCAUCUACCCGGCCACAUCAGCUCGGCGAGAUGUUGGGAUAUUUGGCAGCAGAUCUGCUGUCAAGGUCGAAUUGGUCGAGUUCCUCUAUCCCGACAUUGUGCUCUACUCAAGCAUGUCUCAGCCUCGCGCAUCUUCUUCCCCUGUGGUGAUUGCCGAAGCAUCAUCGGGUACGGUUACUCCCUCUGAUAACGGCUACACUUCUUCAGUCCCCUACUCUCCCAAUACGUGUUUUGCCCAACCUUCAUAUGAAGCACUUUCCACCCAGCCAUUCUUGAUGGAACUGCACUCCCUUUUAGAAGACGUUGCUGAACGCAAGGCGAAGGAAUUGCUAGUCAAAAUCAGCAAUGAUGUACCGUGGAAGGAUUUGAGUAGUGCUCAAUGGUCCGAAGCGACGAGCUGGGGUCCACCCGAUACACCCUCGAAUUACGAGUACCCUGUUGCGACUGUUGCGCCGAGGAUCGACAACAUUGCAAAGUCGAUUGGUGCGCUUCGUAGCGUAGACGUGCUCUUGAGGCCAUUUACAUACCCCGAUUUGGUUAUCUAUCCCGCUGCUAUCCAAGUCAAGCUGGUCCAGUAUGUCUAUCCCGACAUUGUGCUCUAUCCCGUCAUGCCGAAUCGCGCAAGAAGCAACCGGAAGACGCACCAGCAGCUUGUGGCAGAGACCGUUCAUGAACACAAGGCGCCACCUGAUGACAAGUACUUGAGUGUAGCAGAUGGGCUUCUGGAAGCCGCUAGAAGGAGGUACGAAGCUGUCCGAUCAUCCCUCAGCAAGAUCGAUACCGAAAUGAUCCCCCCUCCAAACCACCACCGCUCCGGAUCAAGCGUGAGCUCCAUACAGUCGGCCUCCACCCAGGCAAUCAAUACACCCGCCUCUGCCCUUUCUCCUUCAUCCUCGACCCGCUCCCGCUCCCAGUCGUACCUUCAUUCCCGCUCUCCAUCAAACUCUUCUCUUCCUUCUGCGAAGCCUCCUCCCAAAGAUGCCCUCCCUGCUCUCCCUGCUCUUCCAGUGACCGGUACGCUCAAGGGCGACUUGCUGAAGUUUGGGCAUUCAAGGUCGAGCUCGAGUGUUAGAUCCACAGCUGCGUCGACGGCCGUAGAGGGCAAUUCUCCGGGUGUGUUGAGUCCACAAAGUACGGGAACGAGGACACCCACCAGAGCUAGAAGUAGCACCCUUGUUUCGGAGAGGAUGAAGGCAUUGAUGGAGCAGACGCAGAAGAGUCCACCUUUGCCGCCUUCUGCGGUCAAUGUCAGGGGUAUCCGAAGCAGUACUUACGGUACCAUGAGUCCGCCUCAUAUCAGCAGCACGGAAAGCACGCCGACGAAAGUCGAGGAGAAGCCAGGGCACCGCCCUGUUGGCAAGCUGUCAAAUACCAUGUUUCGCAAUUGGCAAUAG